Emiliania huxleyi CCMP1516 is the source of this 498-nucleotide messenger RNA. RefSeq lists its product as hypothetical. Lineage: Eukaryota; Haptophyta; Isochrysidales; Noelaerhabdaceae. The record is from RefSeq and is a predicted model, not a curated record. Bases 1 to 498 code for a protein of 165 amino acids. The transcript has 2 exons.
AUGGAGGAGUAUUUGGCGGCGGAGGGCGUUUCUGGCACGAACCAGAAGCGCACCAUGCGCGCCGUCCGCUCGCUCGUGCGCGGUGACGGCGUGCCGUUCCCGAAGGCCGCGAAGCCACCUCUCGCCGCCGGCCGCCCGCUCCGCUUGAGUGACGAUUUGGUCCAACUGCUGGCGGAGGCGCGCGAGUGGUGCCCAGCGGAGGAGGACAAGUCGCGAGGGUGGCUGUAUGCCCACCCGCUCAAGAAGCUGAUGCUCUUCAAGCGCGAGCGAGGCGCCUCGUGGCUUGGGAUGCCCCUGGCGCCGCCGCUCUCGAUGCUGGCGGAGGACAUGUCGAGCGACGACGAGGAGGACGAGGGCGAGGACGAGGAGGAGGGCAGGCCGCUCGCCGCGAGGCUCCCACUUGGCCCCAAAGAUGGCGCCGGACCCGCCGCUGCGCCAGGCCCCCACCCGCCGCCGCGCGUGCGCUCCGUGUUUGCCGAGUUUGCGUACAACCCGUAG